Neltuma alba is the source of this 1613-nucleotide messenger RNA. Its product is annotated as protein EMSY-LIKE 1. The transcript is spliced from 10 exons. NCBI's taxonomy places the organism in Eukaryota, Viridiplantae, Streptophyta, Magnoliopsida, Fabales, Fabaceae. The coding region runs from base 391 to 1437 and encodes 348 amino acids. The record is from RefSeq and is a predicted model, not a curated record. Gene Ontology annotation, cellular component: nucleus. Gene Ontology annotation, biological process: defense response to fungus.
UUCUUCUUAAACCCUGUACCAAAAGCCCGCCUUUGCUCUUCGGGCGCUCUUUUUCGCUCAGCGCGCUUCCUGCUUAAUUGCGCGCCAUCUACAAAUUCAACCUCGUGAAUCAGACACCUAGUGGAGCUCCUGCGUGUUUUAACUUUCAUCUCUAGGGAUUGACUUCGCUGAGCUUUUUUGUGCGCUACGAAUUAUCCUAUCGCGGCGGGGAGGCUUUCUGGAUGUUGCUGGCGCUGGUACCUGAUCCCCAUAUAAAUUCAGCGUUUUUUUAACUAUCUGUUGGGACUCGCCAAUCUCGGUGGAAAAAGAUUUCUUCUUCUUCUGAAGUCUGAGAGCUGGCUGUAUUUCUGGUAAUGUAAUACCUGCUGUAGAUUCUGUCCACAUCUCAGAAUGUUCAUUGACAUGGAGGCUCAGAUUCACCAACUUGAGCAAGAAGCAUACUCAUCUGUCUUGCGUGCUUUCAAAGCUCAGUCUGAUGCUCUUACUUGGGAGAAGGAAGGCUUGAUAACUGAGCUCAGGAAAGAGUUAAGGGUUUCAGAUGAUGAACACAGAGAGCUUCUUACAAGGGUAAAUGCUGAUGAAAUUAUCCACCGGAUACGGGAGUGGAGGCAAACUGGUAGUUAUCAACCUUCAAUGCGCAGCAGUUCUCAACCUAUUCAGGACGUUUUACCCAGCCCAACUGUUUCUGCUUCUCGCAAGAAACAGAAGACUUCCCAAUCGGUUCAGUCAUUACCUGGAUUGUCUUCAGUGAAGUCUGCGCAGUAUCCUGCUGGUGCUGCUGGAGGAAGGCAUUUGACAAGUCGCAGUUCUUUUAAUGCCCGCCCAUCUAAUGCAUCUGCUGAGGCAGCAACUUCUGAUCCAUUGAUCGGGAAGAAAGUUUGGACUAGAUGGCCUGAAGACAACCAUUUUUAUGAGGCUGUCAUAACUGAUUAUAACCCUGCAGAGGGCCGUCAUGCGUUGGUUUAUGACAUUAGCACACCGAGUGAAACAUGGGAAUGGGUUAAUCUCAAAGAGAUAUCACCUGAGGAUAUACGAUGGGAUGAAGAUCCAGGCAUACCCCAUAGAGGUGGUCCUGGUGGGCAAGGCCAUGGGGUUAAGAAAUCUUUUAGCCGCACAGUUGAUACUAUGGUUACCGGGAGAGGGAGAGGACAUCCAAAGGCUCAGCCGAGAAAAGAAUAUCACCUGCCGCAAAAUGGUAUUGUAAAAAGAGUAUUGGAUGACUUUGAGUUGCUGAAUACAGAGUUACUGGUUAAAGAGGUGGAGAGGGUUUUUGCCGUGAAUCACCCAGAUCCUACGGAACUUGAGAAAGCUAAAAAUAUGCUGAAAGAGCAUGAGCAGGCACUUAUUGAUGCAAUUGCGCGACUCGCAGAUACAUCUGAUGGUGAAAGUGAUGGAGAACACCCACUUUUGGAUGGGCAGUUAAUGGAGACUGGAUGAGAGGGUAGACAGAGGGAGACGAGUCUCUCCGAAAGUACUAUUUAAGCUCUCUGGUAGUUUUAUGGAAGCGAAAUUGUGAAUGAAUCCCGGGGCAGGCAUGAAAGGACCCAGCUGUAUUUAAUGACCAACAAGAUAACCAUUUUAGUAAUGAAUUUCUGCCAUUUGUUUCUGUAUUC